Messenger RNA from Chlorella variabilis, 717 nucleotides. RefSeq lists its product as hypothetical. The record is from RefSeq and is a predicted model, not a curated record. The coding region runs from base 1 to 717 and encodes 238 amino acids. The transcript is spliced from 6 exons. Lineage: Eukaryota; Viridiplantae; Chlorophyta; Trebouxiophyceae; Chlorellales; Chlorellaceae.
AUGGGUGAUGAUGCUGCCCUGCCCUGGGCGUCGUCUUCGCAGCAGGACGAGGAGGGCGAGGCCAUGCUCGCCGAGGAGCCCGACCUCCCCUCAAAGAUGGGGCUGCAGCUGGGGGACAGGCUGGAGGUGAAGUGGCAGCUGGAGGAGGAAGGGGCGCCGGCUUCAACCAAGUGGUGGGGAGCGGUGCUGGACAGCAGGCCACAUGGGGAGACGGACGGCGAGGGGCGGCAAGUGUAUGUGCUGAGGUACGAUCCCGACCCCGACAGCGGCUUCGAGGAGCAGGAGUGCUGCAGAGUGACGUUCCUGGAAGAGCACGCGCUGUAUGAUUUUGGGCAGGACGAUGAGCUGGCGUGGCGCCAGGCUGGCGACAGCUGGGAGGCGCCGGCAGUGCCCGAGGGUGAGGAGGCGGAGGGCGGCGAGGGUGCCAUCUACUCGCUCAACGAAAUUGCAGCUGCGAUCAAGGCGGCAGAGCGGCGCCGCGGACGCACGCUGGACCAGGAUGCGGCAGAGGCGCUGUCGGCGUUCCCGCAGGACAAGCAGAUGUUCAUCGCCGCCGGCUUCCGCAACUUCUCAGACCACAUCUCGGCGGGUGUGGCCCAGCUGCAGGCGCAGCACGGCCCCGAUUAUGUAGUGACGGCCGCGGAUGUCAAAGCGGUGACGGCGGCAGCCAUGGCGGCGGCCAUGCAGAACAGGGGGCUGGGCGGUGCCAGGAUGUGA